This is a messenger RNA of Closterium sp. Naga37s-1, 1725 nucleotides long. Lineage: Eukaryota; Viridiplantae; Streptophyta; Zygnematophyceae; Desmidiales; Closteriaceae. The record is from the annotation of a GenBank genome assembly.
AUGGCGUCUUCGACACGCCUUGAAAGUGUCGACACACUUUUCCCCAGGCUGGUUUCGUGGAGCAAGGUGAAGCGAGAGCAUGAUGAUGACGUGGAAGAUCGGCGGGAUGACGCGAAACGUCAAAACACCCGCGAUACAGAGGAAGUGCGGGCGUUGGAGUCGACGCUGCGGUUCCUGGUGUCGAACAACUUUGCGGGGUCGGUGAUCGGCAAGGCGGGGCAGGUGAUAUCGGAGUUCCAGGUGCAGUCGGGCGCCAAGAUCGUCAUGUCGCGCGCGCACGAGUUCUUCCCCGGCACCGCGGACCGCAUCGUGCUCAUCAGCGGCACCGUCAGCGCCAUCCUCACGGCGCUGCACCUCAUCCUCUCCAAGCUCGCCGACGAUCCGCGGCGCGUGGAGACGGCGCGCGAGGGCGAGCUGGACCUGCUGCGCAUCGUGGUGCCGCACCGCGUGUGCGGCGCCAUCAUCGGCAAAGCUGGCGCCACCAUCCGGUCGUUCGUGGAGGACUCGCAGGCGACCAUCAAGCUGUCGUCGCAGGACACUGCUGGCCCAGGGUUCGCAGAGAGGCUCAUCACGAUAGGGGGCACGCUGGAGCAGAAGCUGCGCGCGGUGGCGCUGCUGCUCACCAAGAUGUCGGAAGACCCCACCUACGUGCAGUACGCUGACGUGCCGCUCUCCUACACCGCCACGUGCCCCUCUCCUACACCGGUGAGCCACCUGCCCCGCUCCUACGUGGAUACAUAUCUCCUCCACGUGUCUCUAUCCUUCCCGCGCUCACUCACGUAUUCCCUUCUGUUCCUCCCGUAUCCAUCCCUUGCCUCUCUCCCCCCGCGCCUCACUGCGCAUCCCCCACCAGCGGCGGGCGGGUCAUCUCAGCCGCCUCCCCCUCCGCCCGCGGCAGCGGGAGGGGGCAGGCACGAGGGCAGGAGCAGCGGGUUUUCGGAAGGAGGACGGGGCAGGGAGGGCGGGUACGGGGGCGGAGGGGGGUACAACGAUGGGUACGGGGCGAGGGGGGGCAGCGGGUUCAGUGGCGGCUAUGGCGGUGGUCCUGGGUACGGGGGCGGAGGUGGGGGCAGGGGUGGGGGCGGAGGCUAUGGGGGAGGGGACAGAUAUGGAGGAGGGGGGGGCGGAGGCGGGGGUUUUGGAGCUCCCUAUGCGGCGCCUAGGGGACUUCCUCCGUACCUUUCGGACCCGCGUGGCAAGGGCCCGCCUCCUCUGCCACCGGGUGGCGGAGUGCCAACGACCAUCAUAGUGGCGGUGCCGGACGACCAUGUGGGCGCUGUUGUGGGCAAGGGCGGCAAGUCGCUGCAUGAGAUCCAGCAGUCGGCGGGGGUGCGCAUGCUCAUAUCUGACCGCAACGAUUACGUUGAAGGCACCAGGAACAGGAAGGUGACAAUAACGGGUCCAUCGGAGGGGGUGGUAGCAGCGCAGCACCUGAUAGCGCAGAAGGUGCAGCAGAGCAUCGCCUCUGCCUCGGGGGACCGCCUCCUCUCCGCCCCCGACCGCCUCCCCAGCACUGUCGACCGCCUCCCCCCUGCUCCCCCCAGGGGCUUUGACGCCGGUGCAAGGGGCUUUGACAGCGGUGCGAGGGGGUUUGAUAGCGGUCCGCGGGGGUUUGACAGUGGUGGUGGGCGCGGGGGCGGUGGGGACAGGCUGGCUGCUGUGAUUGUGUUGGUGGGGCUGACUUAUGGUGGCCACCUUUGGUGGGCCAAUUUCAUCCGAAAAUAG